Pseudozyma flocculosa PF-1 is the source of this 765-nucleotide messenger RNA. RefSeq lists its product as uncharacterized. Gene Ontology annotation, biological process: IMP salvage; XMP salvage; hypoxanthine metabolic process. Bases 1 to 765 code for a protein of 254 amino acids. Gene Ontology annotation, molecular function: hypoxanthine phosphoribosyltransferase activity. Gene Ontology annotation, cellular component: cytoplasm. The transcript has a single exon. The record is from RefSeq and is a predicted model, not a curated record. NCBI's taxonomy places the organism in Eukaryota, Fungi, Basidiomycota, Ustilaginomycetes, Ustilaginales, Ustilaginaceae.
AUGUCGCUCGACCAGCUGCCCGACGACCACUACCGUCCCACCUACGAGGACAUCCACAUCUCGAUUGGCCAGUCGGCGCGCAAGAUCAAGGACGAGUUUGACCCGGACCUCAUGGUCGCCAUCGGCGGCGGCGGCUUCUACCCGGCCCGCGUCCUCCGCACCUUCCUCAAGAAGCCCAGCGCCCUCGACCCCAACAAGCUGCGCAACAUCCCCAUCCAGGCCAUCGGCCUCAGCCUCUACGAAGAGGUCUCGGGCACCUCCGAGGGCCAGAUUGGCAACGAGGUCGUCCGGACCCAGUGGCUCGACGCAAAGACCGUCAGCGGCCACAAGGGCGCCGCCAAGCUCGAGGAGGGCAAGGACGCCGGCGGCCUGCUGGGCAAGAACGUCCUCAUCGUCGACGAGGUCGACGACUCGCGCACCACGCUUCAGUACGCCUACUCGGAGCUGCUCAAGGACGUCAAGCACGCCAUCGCCAACCUCUCGGACGACGAGCGCGCCGCCCUGCCCCCCACCCGCUUCGCCAUCUUUGUCGUGCACAACAAGGAAAAGACGGGCGGCAAGCGCGGCACCCUGCCCAUCCUCGCAGCCGACCUGCCAAAGGGCGCCGACAAGAUCGUCGACGGCGUCAGCGAGGGCGUGCGCUACUACACCACCCAGGACACGGGCGACGUCUGGAUCUCGUACCCGUGGGAGGAGGAGGACAUUGUCGAGCACAACCGCCUCGCCGCCCUCGCAAAGAAGCUCCAGGUCAACCAGGCAAAGUGA